CUUCAUGUUUAGCUGAGUGUUUAGGUUUUACCAGAGCACUUACUACUUACUGUUUACUUUCCAUCUUCCAAUUCAUUGAAGUGCAUUUUUGUUUGUGAUUUAGCAAGAAAAUGGGACGCACUAAAAAUAAACCCACGCCAAAGAAGGGAGACAAGAAUCAGAUGAAGAUCUCCUCAUUUUUCCAGUGUGAUGCCAAAAAUAAGAAGACUUUGUUCACGUGUAUCGAACCAGUAUCAGAAUCUGCAAAAGGUGGGCCUAUGUCUCCAAACUCUGAUUUAAAAUCAAGGAGGACAACCUCUGGGAGAAAGUCAUCUGUCGACCAUGGAAGUGGUGUGAUCGUUCUGGAAGAUGAUGACAAUAAUGACUUCAGUCAUUCCAGCAAAAUCACAAGUCAGUUGAACGUGACAAAGAGGUCUUCCUUAUGCACAGUCACUGACACUGGGGAAAAUUCAAGGUUGAGAGCAAGAGUGGACCCUAACACUCCUGUCAAAUCUCACAGCGAAAAGGGAGACCUAUUGGCUGAAACAAAGAGUUCAGCAUUCAAUGAAUCCUCAUCUGAGCAGAAGGAAAAUCACGGAGCCCAGCCGCACAAAUUGCAAAACGCAUGUAACGCCAAAAUUUCAAAAACUUGCGUUCGUGAUACGCAAUGUGACACGAAUCUCCCAGUUAACAGAUUUACGGAUCCGUCUGAGGACUUCCUGAUUCCAGACACGCCACAACAGAUGAUGCGCCCCACUGCCAGCAGAUACAUCUGCCCGAAGCCAAGUGUUACUCUACGCUCUAAGCUACAGCCAAAGUUACUCCCUACUCUAGAACCUCCGGCUAAAGUUUCCCAAUCAGUCGAGGAUGGCAGAACAAGGCAGAAAGAAACCAGUGGAAAGUUACAUGUCCUAAGCAGGAAAGCUGGCAAAGCGGAUACCGCUUCUACACGGCUAUCAUCGGUCAGCAACCGAGCACAGGAGCGGGGGAUUUCUAUAAAAUCAAUUUCUCAAGGGAAAACAACAAAGCGGUGCUCCACAAAGGGACUGUCUCCAAAUUCCAAGCGCAUUGCCGCAAGCCCAAUGCGUCACGUACACCCCGACUCGCCCGAUUCGCCUAUACACCUGAGCAAAGGGGUGCUAAGCACCAAAACCGCGCUUACGUUUGGCAGUUGCGAGCUAGCACCAACGACAAAAACCGAACACGUGUCGGGGCGGAAGUCGCUAGAAUACGUGGAAUGCGACGGUGCCAGUAUGAACAAUAAAGUGGCCAGCCCCAAAAAUACAACGAUCGAAAACAAAAAUGUUCAUGUCCAUGAUAGCAGUAAUGUCAGUGAUCACGAAGAUUUGAAGGACCCUGAGAAAGAUAAUGAGGGGAUGCUUAGCAAGUCUAUGUACAUUGAAAACGUCAGCUGUGAUCCUGAAGUAAUAAAUUGUACUGCUCAAAACAGUAGUUUCCUAUCUAUAGAUGGUGAACACAUAAGAGGUGAGCAGUUGCGUACAGAUCCAGGUUGUGGUCCAGAUGUGAAAGUUGCAAUUGCUAAUGAGCACAACAGCUCUCAAGGUGCUACUGUAACUGAAAUACGUGAUAGAGAUCAGGUUAAUGUUACAUCAACACAUCCAAAGUCACUAGGUGUUGCAACAAAAGAAGUUAAUGCAGUGCCUGCAGAGGCAGAGGACUUUUACAUAGAAGAUCCUCCAACACAAGUGUGUAAUCAGAUGCUUCAGGUUCAACCUGCAGACAGUAAGAUGAGUGAAAACGAUGGGCACUGCCAGUAUAUCGAUGAUUUCGCAGCUAUGGAAGAGGCAUUGAAUGACAACUUCAGUUGUCUGUCUCCAUUUAAGGAAUCGGUAACAGCUGGAUCAAGAGCAGAUGAGCCAGCGAUGACCUUUGAAACAUACGACCCGACUAGGAUGCCUGUACCAGCUGCCAAGUAUGGCCGACACACAGUCAGCGAUGUUCAGCCGUGCCCAGAGCAAGGCUUUACUGAGCUGACACUCACUCGAGAUGACAGAAAACUGGAAAGACCAGAGAAGUGCAUUCUUCAGGGUGUCUGGCAGCAGACACCAGUCUCGCUGGGAGAUGUGGUACAUGUGCUAGCGAAGAGAGAUGGCUCCGGGUUCUACGUGGUCAAUAAUACUGACGGACUCAUCGUUGUCAACCCUGACACUCUGCUCUCUGGUACAACAGUCGUGUCAGCCGUCUACUGCAGACGAAGGUGUGUGCUUGGGCAGAGGUUCCGGGAUCUGGAUGCAGGCAACAUUUACAUGCUACAUGGAUCAGUCAUUCAUGCGUUUUUUCAAGAAGCUGUCUUAAAGAGGAUGUUUGACAGAAGUGACUUAGGCAAGAUAGCAGAGAAGGUGAUAGGGGAAGAGCAGUUCCUGCAUGAUAUGUAUGGGUUAAAUGUUGACGAGCGAGAGGUUAUGUCUGAAAUCGACAAAUACAUUUCACAGGUACAGAACUGGGCAGCAAACCAUAUGAGUGGAAUCUUUGGAAGUAGUGCACAGCAAGAUGAGCGACACAAGAAAAACGGUGAUGACAUCAAAGUAUGUGCAGUGAAAGAUAUUGAAGAAAACAUCUGGUCACCAAAAUAUGGUGUGAAAGGAAAGAUAGAUCUCACGGUGGAGGUCAAGAUACAUGCUAGAAGCAAAUCCAGCAGACCCUAUAAGAAAGUUGUUCCUCUAGAACUGAAGACAGGAAAAGCUUCCUUCUCUGCAGAGCACAAAGGCCAGGUGACACUGUACAGCAUGAUGAUGUCAGAUCGCCGUGACAACCCAGAGGAAGGUUUACUUCUAUAUCUAAAAGAGGGUGCGAUGGUUAGCGUUCCCGCCCAUCCUGCAAGUGUACGAGGCUUAGUCCAACUCAGGAACGAGUUGGCAGCUCAUUUGUCGAGAUUUGUUUCGAGAUGUGAUGACAGAGCUCCGCGUCCUAUGUCUCUACCACCACCUAUAGACAACGUGAGGUCCUGCAGUAGGUGCCCACAACUUCUCAACUGUACUCUAUAUCAAAGAUCUAUUGAGAUAUCGACUCCACCAGCAGGACAUGCGAUGGAAUCUCUCCUCCGAGAUACCCUCUCUCACCUAAGCCAAUGCCACAUGGAUUACUACAGCCACUGGGUGACGAUGCUUCUACUUGAGAUGGAGACAGAGGCUCAGCGGCGCAACCUGGUGGAUAUCUGGUGCAUGACAGGCUGGGAGAGGGAACAAAAAGGCCAAGCAUUUGCAGGCUUAGUGCUGCUUGAUGGGAACUAUGAUCAGGAUUCUGAGCUAGGAAGUCGGCAGUUUGCGCAUACAUUCAAAAGGCAUAAAAACUGCACACAACACCAGCUCACGAUGAGUGGUCUACAUGCAGGUGACAGUGUGGUUGUGAGCUUAGAUCUCCCACAAGAGGUCGCCAUCAGCAGUGGCAUCAUCAGAGAAGUUUGUCACAGUUCUCUGCAGCUGGUGUUAGACAGAGACCUUCGGUUGGAUAGGGAGUGGAGAGGCCAUGUUUACAGAGUUGACCUUUGUGAUUCAUUCAGCACCAUGAUCAGCAGCUUUACGAACCUCUCUCGUCUCAUGCUCGACACACCGCACAGCACUCGCCUGCGGGAGGUCGUAGCCGACCUGCGCAGCCCUCGUGAGCGCAGCACCUUGGGCAAGGACGUGGUGAAGCGAUGCAAGCACGUGCUCAAACCCCUCAACAAGCUUCAGCAGCGAGCCGUCUUCAAGGUGCUGAUGGCAGACGAGUAUCUGCUCAUUAAAGGCUUUCCGGGUGCUGGUAAGACCAGCACCAUCGUGGCACUCAUCGAGGCUUUAGUGCUGCUAGGUAACAGUGUGCUGGUCACUAGUUACACGCACUCGGCUGUCGACAAUCUCCUGCUGAAGCUGAAGCAGAAGGGUGUGGAUUUCCUACGCCUUGGCAGACGCAGCAGAAUUCAUGCAGACAUCUUGCCUCAUAGUGCGGAAGUACUCACAUGUGGGCUCUCUGUGCAGCAACUCACUGACUUCUACGCAUCUAAGAUGGUUGUUGCAACGACGUGUCUGGGCGUUGGGCACGUGUUAUUCACACGACGCCGCUUCGACUACUGCAUCGUUGACGAGGCAACACAGGUGAUGCAGCCGGCGUGCCUAGGACCACUGUUCUGCGCUGACCGAUUCGUGCUCGUAGGUGAUCCACGGCAACUCCCUCCUGUCAUCCGGAGCAAGGAGGCUAAGUCUAUGGGAAUGGACGAGAGUCUGUUUGUGCGCUUGGACAAGCCAAGCUGCACCGUUGAACUUAGCCUGCAGUACCGCAUGAAUUCUGAGAUCACUCGGAUCGCCAAUGCGAUCACGUACAAGGGUGCUCUAAGCUGCAGUUCAAACGCAGUGGCAUCUGCGUGCUUGACACUGUCAGUGCCCAAGUUGACAACCAACGUGCCAUGGCUCGCCGAGAUUCUAGACUGCCACCUAGAGAAAUCUGCUCAGUUUCUAGACACCGAUCAGGUCCCUGCUCUUCAGUCAUACGACUCAAAGAAGAUGGUGAAAAACGAAACAGAGGGAAAACUUGCCACCAUCAUAUCUGCAACAUUAAUCAAGGCUGGUGUGAAACCAUGCGACAUCGGGAUAAUAGCACCAUACAGAAACCAAGUCACACUAAUUAAAUCCAUGUUAUCGCUGCGAGACGACACAUUGGUGGAAGUGAACACUGUAGAUCAGUACCAGGGACGAGAUAAGAGUGUCGUCAUCGUGUCAUUUGUCAGGACCGAUGCGACUGAAGGAUCGGUGAGCAGCAUAUUGAGAGAUACGAGGCGCCUGAACGUUGCAAUCACACGAGCCAAGCACAAGCUGAUCCUCCUUGGCAGUCUCUCCACCAUGCGGCGCUAUGAACCACUUGCCAAUCUAAUCCACAGUCUCAGAGAUGACCAGGUGGUUGCACUACCAACUGAGGCGCAUGUUAAUCAUGAUACAUGUCAAUAAGACGUAGUCGAUAAGAACAUAAUUAUUGGCCGAGGCUAUAUUCGCCCGACCGUCGGGUGUGUAUGUUGCUACUGUCUAUUCGCCUGACCGUCGGCAAAUGCGUAAAAUCUCUAAGGCUAUCCCAGAAACCACCGCAGCCUACGCCCUACUCCCUAACCCUAACCCUAACCCUAACCCUUUCAACAAUAUUCAAUAGAUUAUCGCUAAUAACCGCUGAGCCUACACAAUGAACAAUAACAUGAUAACAAUGGAACUAUGGACCGUCGGGUCUAUAGAGAACGGUUUAUUAUACACCCGACCGUCGGGCCAAUAGUCACCUCCAUAAUUAUUGCCGUGCAAUAUUAUUUGUCAAUUUUUGUAAGAUUUCUACAGAAACCUAAGAUUAAUUUGACUCUACUCGAUUAGUCUUUGACUCGAAUAUAAGAAACUGGUAGCUUUGAUUAUUUUAGUAUAAUUUUAUACCAAUCAAUCAUUUGUUUGGAUGUUGUUGUUGGAUGUAGUAAGAUAAGUUCUGAAUCUAACAAGAAAAUCAUGUUCGUAAAUACAAAUAUGUGUACAUAUAUCUAA
Messenger RNA from Priapulus caudatus, 5483 nucleotides. Its product is annotated as DNA replication ATP-dependent helicase/nuclease DNA2-like. Lineage: Eukaryota; Metazoa; Priapulida; Priapulimorpha; Priapulimorphida; Priapulidae. Bases 111 to 4916 code for a protein of 1601 amino acids. Gene Ontology annotation, molecular function: single-stranded DNA helicase activity; 5'-flap endonuclease activity. The record is from RefSeq and is a predicted model, not a curated record. Gene Ontology annotation, biological process: replication fork reversal. Gene Ontology annotation, cellular component: cytoplasm. The transcript is spliced from 23 exons.